GUCGGACAGCCCCACUUUGGGGGCUUUCUGAAGCGACUGACGCGUUGUUUGUGACGUGUCGGGGUGUUGCACGCGGAUGGAAUGUUGUGUCGGCGGCGGAGGUGAACCGGGAGCACGAGGUGGUUAGGAGUUCCGAUUGCAAUAAGCUAUUGGAAAGAAUGGCAAAGAACAAAUCAAAAGCACAGAAACACAAAGAUGUCUUUAAAGUUGCCAACAGCAAAAGUCUCAAGGUCAAAAGCAAAACCAAACCUGUAACUACAAGUCUGAAGAAGCUUAACAUUGUGAACAGUGAAAAGGUCUGCAAAGUCAAUAAAGCAUUUUCAGAAGUGCAAAAAGAAAUCCAUAACUUAUCCAAAGGCACAUCAACAUCUUCUAAGAAACCACUGCAGAUUCCUAGACCGCCACCUGCUGAAAUGCUGAAUGUGGAUGCUACCACUGAAUUGUUUUCUCAAUUAUGAAGUUCUAAGAUCGCUUUAGGUGAACUUGUAUAUAAAAAUAUACAGUGGACAAUACAGUUUGGAGUAGACUAGAGAUUUUUAUGCUUUAAUCUCCCUUACUUCCCCCCAAAAAUGUUUGGUCAGUUUUCUUUAGUAUAAAAAUCAAGUGGAACGAAGAAUUUUGAGGCAUUCAAUGAAAUGCAUUAUUUCUAUAAAAGAGAAUUUGGAGAUCUUUCACAAGAAUCCCCAUGGUCAUAUCUGAUCUGAGUGGGUAUUUACAAAAUUAAAUUUAGAAAAUUACAAAUGAAAGUUAUUGUAUGUUGCAAAUUUUUUCGAUUAGUGUUGGAGAAGAUGGCACAAAUGUGAAUAUUAUUUUUAUCAAUAAAUUAUGAAAAACUAAA
This is a messenger RNA of Carcharodon carcharias (great white shark), 838 nucleotides long. Its product is annotated as ribosomal biogenesis factor-like. Lineage: Eukaryota; Metazoa; Chordata; Chondrichthyes; Lamniformes; Lamnidae. Gene Ontology annotation, biological process: ribosome biogenesis. Gene Ontology annotation, cellular component: nucleolus. Bases 159 to 458 code for a protein of 99 amino acids. The transcript has 4 exons. The record is from RefSeq and is a predicted model, not a curated record.